Messenger RNA from Ectocarpus sp. CCAP 1310/34, 1719 nucleotides. Lineage: Eukaryota; Phaeophyceae; Ectocarpales; Ectocarpaceae. The record is from the annotation of a GenBank genome assembly.
UUGCCUUCGGCCUCUAUGCUGUGUUUCUUUUUUUUUUCAUGACCUCCCUGCCUGCUCUGCUGUGUUGGGUACCUUGAUCUCGCUUUGCUGUUGUUGCCUUUGUUUUUUUGUACGGCUGGCUGUCUGCCCAUCUGCCGCCUCUUUGCCCUGUUUGCUCCGUUACUCCCAUGCCCUGGUGCGCAGUGCCUGGUGCUGGUACGUUACGUUACCCUUUCAUUUUUUCUUUCGGCGGGUGUGGGAAGCGUCCUCCUUUAUUUAUUUUUUUUGUUAUUUUUGUUUUGUUUUAUUUUGAUCGGUGUCCGAGGGCUCUUUUCUCGAACAGUAGGUGCGAUACCUGUUCUUUUCUUUCUUUCGAUCAUUUUGUUUUCUUUUUCCGAGUGGUAUUCUUCUUUCGCAGCAAGAAGAACAGCUGGCCCCGUAAACAAAAACAGUUGGGCAUUAUUCUCUUGUUUGGACAGAAGGACCAAAAGAUAUCCAUAAACUUUAACCAACCAAUUACGAUACGAACAAGCCUGUCUGGUGAGAAGGACUCCGAUCUUUCUUGUGUGUUGUUUUAUGCACCAUUGUCGCGGGCAGGCAAUCUCGUGGCUUGGAGACACGUCACAGUUCGGUGUCAGCAGGGUGAUGGACAUCUGCCGCGCGAGCUCGACGACCCUGGACGUGGACGCUGGUCCUACUCCUAACCGUGUAUCAUUCCAGAAUAUUUAUGGCGUACCGAACGCUAACAACCACGUUGGAAGCACCACCCUGUCAGAUUCGUCUGUAGCUACAGAUAUUUUCAACCCUCGCGAACGUUGCGACACAUUAACCCACAUCGUUUUCAACGUAUCCCUGCAUUUUUUCCGGUGGAGCCAGCGCGUUUUUUUACCGUUGAUCGAUCUGGCGACAUCGACGGAGUUCAAGAACAGUCCCCUGCGUACCGAGGGAAGGCUAUUAUCUAACUCGCCCUCCCCCCCGGUCCUACACUCUACCACCUGGUGGGGACGUACGUACAUCUCUACGUGCCCUCCGAAGACGAAUGUUCUGUUCUCUACGCUAUACAAACUGGACCAGGCGGACGGGCUGUGGCCUAGGGUGUUCGAUGAACUCUCGAAGCACCAUGUCUCGUCCUUCACGUUUGUCCGCUUCACUCUUGCUACUACCGGUGGCGGCGUUGCUCCUGAUUCUCAUGGAAAAUAUAUCAAGCUCACAACACGCGGUUCGGUCCGAGACACGAGCUACACGGCCUUCCAUCGCGACCGCGAUAAGCAGAUCAGCGGCCUGUGGGAGCCGUCCACGUGGGUGGAUGUGGUUCUGCCAAUCGCAAGGUAUGCCGGACUCGUAGCGCGCGUGGUAAAUGACUUCUCGACGUCGACCGACAUGUUCAUGGUUGAGGUGACGAAGCGGUUUCGCGACGCUGUUCUGCUCGACACUGCAUUUCAGAAGGCAGCGACGGAAACUCUGCCCAACCUGAUAGCAGCGUGGAAGGUGAAUUGCGUAUGUAUACCAGCAAUUUUCGGGGUUGGAUGUGCGGAAGCUGUCUGGGACUUGUCAUGGCAAGUCGGGCCCUCUCGAAGAAGGGACAAAUUCCAAACAGCAGCCGGCGUUGUGUCCAACACGUUGGCGACUCCUUUUCUCGAUCUCCGCGCGCGAGACCAGGGUGGCGGUAGAUGGGAAGUUGUCAUGAAGAUCAACACGUUCUUCGUGGUACAACGGGCUGCAGUACAGCCGCUGAAUUAG